Molecule: messenger RNA, 1782 nt
Organism: Stylonychia lemnae
Lineage: Eukaryota; Ciliophora; Spirotrichea; Sporadotrichida; Oxytrichidae
Source: the annotation of a GenBank genome assembly
AUGUAAUUACAAUUCACGAAAAAAUUUAUUCAUCCGGAUCGUGUAAAGAUAAUUACUGAUAAAAUUGAUAAAAAUCCUUGGCAAGAAGUUCAAAAAUGCAUUGAUAUAAUAAGAAAUAAUGCUAAGAAUAAUGCGAAAUUAAAUCAAGAGUCAAAGAAAGUGCUAAACAUUAUCUACUAUGCAGGACAUGGAGUGAUAAACUAGCGCAGAGAGACCUUUGGAGUAAUACCCUAUCAUUAUAAAAUUCAUAAAAAAGCUGGUAAUAAAGACGCAAGGAAGGGAGUGAGAUACUUCAAUUUUUCAGAUUUACAUAAUGAAAUGGCCAAGUAUGUAAAUUCUGUUACAGUUAUAAUACUGGAUUGCUGCAGAAAGUAAUUAAAGGAAUUAUAUCCUAAGCUAAAAAUUGGAAGAAGUGUUCCAAAUUCAUUACCAGGCAUUUCAUAUUUAAUUUAAGCAGUAUAUGAAGAUUAAUCAGCUCGUGCAGGGCCAAAAGGUGGCAUUUUUACAUAAUAAUUACUUAAACUAAUACAAGAGAAGAGGAAAUAAGGAGUAUAUAGCCAAAAGAUUUUUAAUUCCUUAGAUAAUCGCGUUCUGACUACAUCAAAAAUUUCAACUGAAAAAUUCGGUUACUAUAAUAUCUUUGGACCACGAGUUAAAGGUGCAAGUAUUAUUAAAUAAAAUGAUGAUUUCAAAAGUAAAGAUUCAUCCAAUACUUCAAUUAAAAGUUCAGAUGAUUCUAUAACUUAAAUUGAUUAACGUAGCUUAUCAUGGACCUUGAGCACAUGCUUAAAACAUUUUUUCCAUAAUAACAAAUCAAUAUCAUAAAUGCUCAAUCUUAAACCUAAUCCUAAUAUUGAUAAAUUAAUUUAAAUCCCUGAUUGCUUUGGAUCCUUUGUUACUUUAAAGUAGUUCGAAUCAAAUUCAUCUGAAUUCACAUUGUUCCUUUUUAGAAAUGAACCAUACUUUUCAGAGAAUUAAAAUAAUAAAUAGGAAAAUCAAAAACCAAAAUUCAAUUAGAUCAUAAUCGCUUAGAUUAAAAAUCCUGCUGAAGAAUUGAAUAUUUUGCUAAAGAGUAAUUUGAAAUUUAACACUGACUACCCGGCAAUAGCGAGAAUUGAUCAUUAAAUUUUUAUUGCUGGAGGUUAUUUUAAAGGUUUGUGGAUGCAAUCACUACAUAGUUUUGGCCUAGAUUCAACUUAUAAAAAACCAAUUUUUUUGACUCAAUUUGAAAAUUCCUUGAAAACUCCAACUAUGCUUUGCAAUAAAGUAUAAUCCUCAGAGAUAAAUAAAGGAGGAUUGUAAUUUUUCUAUUUGGGUCAAGCUGAUAAAUUCACUAAAAUGAACUACUAUUUUGAGUCAUAUCCAUAUUCAGAUGAAAUAAGUUAAGAUAACAUUUUAGAAUAAAAUAAAUAUGCCUAUUUAAAUACUGAUUCAAUUAACAGGCAACUUGAGGAUUUCAAUUACAAUUAUUCAUACCCAGCUAUGUUUAUUUACAAUCAAGAAUAUCUAGUAUUAUUUGGAGGUAUUGACGUAUUUACUCGGAAAAUUACUAAUAGAUUACUAUUAAUUGACAUAAAAGAUUUAAAGAACCCUACAGUUUAAAAAAUAAGUUAAGUGUAUUCAGAUGGUUAGAAUCAUAAAGAUUACUUCUAAAGCAAUCAAGUAUCUCAAUUUAAUAAUACAUUCAGCAUGAGAGGAGAACAUGGAAUUUAUGAUGCCAAAAUCAAAGGACUAUCAUAUAAUACAAUAACUAUUAAAGUUAAGAAAAUAUUGAAAUUUUGA